GCUUCUGGACAAGAUCAUUAAAGGACUGCGCGUCCCCUGCUCGUGCACCCGCACACUGAGCGCGUACCUGUACCGGUUCAUUGGAAAUCCGCCUAGUCUCGAAGAUCGACCGCAUGCAUCAGCAGGGUAGGAGGAGGAAAUCAGAUUUGUUUUAUUCAUGCAUGACAUUUGCAGACCAUUGUGAGCUGAUGUUUGCUGCUGAUAAAAGAUGCAUCAUCAUGUAAUUAGAUCAAAGUGUGCAGAUCCAUUAAUAUACCCCUGCUACAGAUUCUACCUGAGACUGUUGCAUUUUAUCUUCUGGCUUCAUAUACAGCUAUUAUUAUUGUGCGCUGCAGACUUCACUGUAGAUCGGCAAUUCUGCAUCGAUCCCGGGUUCCCUGAACAUGGAAACAGGACACCGAGCUCAGGUGUGUUCUUUGAAAAGGCUGUUGCACGCUUUCACUGCCUGGAAGGGUACAGGCUGAAAGGCCCUUCGAAGAUGGUCUGCGUUCCAUACCAGAAUGGCUCCAUGGGCUGGAAACCAAGUCAUAAACCAAUGUGCCUACCUGAAGAUUGUCUAGUUCCAUAUAUUGAAGAUGCUGAAAUUUAUAACAAGACCUACAGACCUGGAGAUAAAUUGAUAAUCACCUGCCACGAAGGAUUCCAGAUCCGCUACCCUGACACGGAUAACAUGGUCUCAAUCUGUCAAGAUGAUGGAACCUGGGAUAGCCUGCCCAUUUGUCAAGGAUGUUUGAGGCCUUCAGUUCCUUCUCACAGCUACAUCAACGUAUCUGAAACCGAGUUCUCAGUCCCGAUGGGAACAGUUGUGCGCUACCAGUGUUUUCCUGGAUACGAACUGGAUGGGGUAGAGAUCCUGGAAUGCAUGUACAACCUGAUCUGGUCUGAGAGCCCACCGAGGUGCCUUGAUGUCGAAGUUUGUCCCCUACCUCCAGUGGUGGAACAUGGAGACUACAUUUGUCAUCCACAGCCCUGUGACAGAUACAAUCAUGGCACUGUGGUAGAGUUCCACUGUGACCCUGGAUACACUCUGGCUAAUGACUACAAGUAUAUCACCUGUCUGUAUGGGCAGUGGUUUCCUAACAUCCAGGUAUAUUGUGUUAAAUCAGAGCAGUCCUGGCCAGCCACCCAGGAAAACCUCCUGACCACAUGGAAAGUAGUUGCCUUCACAGCCACCAGCGUCCUGCUAUUACUACUGUUUGUCAUUCUAGCCAAGGUGUUUCAAACGAAGUUCAAGGCACGAUGUCAGUCAAGAGAUGGACAGCAAGGUCCAAAUGAUCCUAAUGUUUUAGUAGUGGAUGGAAUCCCAGUAAUGCUGCCUUCUUAUGAUGAAGCUGUGAAUAGCGGUAAUAUCAUGCCGCCAAGCUUCCCGCCCCCUGCUGGUCAAGGGGAAUCCCUACAUUCAGAGGACCAGGGCCCUCCUGCCUAUCCGGGUUAUGUUGAAAACAACAGUGCCAUACAACCAGAAGCCAGUGAAUAUGAAGCUUGUGAGAGCUUCUAUGAUUCUUCUGAGCAGCUUCAAAGUAUAUGUCCUUCAUUCACAUGUCCUGGGGGACUGAACAACCUUUCAGAAAGAACAAAUGUGAUAACUUCAAUAGCAGACACUACUUCCACAAGUCCAAGUAUUGACAUUGCAGAUGAAAUCCCACUUGUAGAUGAAGACUGUUAAUCUUUCAUCAUUUAAACAGAGGACUACAUAAGGAAAGUAUACCAGUCUAUGGGACACAAGUCUAAGAACACACUCUUUGUGGUCAAAAGAAAUCAUCACUUUACUCCAGUUUUGUCAACAUGUGAUUAGUCUGAUUAUGCGCUAGACUAUUUUUCUUUCUUUCCCAACAUCAGCACUUAAUGACUUUUGCUAAAGAUGUUGACAAAUUUGACAGCUAUCACCAUCCUGCAAGAUCAGUGCACAAAAAGAGCAUGGAUGUAAAUGGAAGCAAAAUAAAUGUUUGUAAUAUACGUGCACUUCCAACAAGGAUCACCUUCAGCAAUUCAUAAAUCUGAAAUAAUUCUUGAAGUUAAUUUCUUUGUUUAUUAUUAACAAUUUUCAUACCAGCAGAGUCCUUAUGAGAUUCAAGACAUAAUUUCCAAGGAUGUGCCUAGUGCAGAAAUAACAAUUACAUAUAAAUACGUCUGUUAAAACCCUAUAUAAAGAAAGCAAGCUUUUAAAUCACAACCAAACUCUAAAGCACUGUAGAUCCUGCAGAAUCCUCAACUGGACUUGAGACUCUUAUACAUAGCAGCUGCUGCCCAUCACAACUCCUUUAUUAAAGGCUGGUUUGUAAGAUGUCAAAAGAAAUGUCAUUUUAGUCAUUACCUGGCUAAUUCCAAAGAUGUCAAUGGAAUGAACUAUUGAAAGUAAAGAACAUUUAAAAAGUAAGCAGUUUCAAAUGACACUUACUUAUUUUAUGUCUGAGUUGAGGUGCAGUUCUAGUUACCUGCUGUGGACUCGUGUAACGUAGACUAGAUGAUCCAAAGUGUAUAUUAGUGUAGACACCAGGCUCAUCUUGUGUAGAGGUGUGUGUAUUAUAAGAAAAACUGAGAGCGCUAGAUGGUGCUCUCUUACGUCAAUAAAGAAAUUGACUGAUCUUUCCUACAUUAGACAUGUCUAUCUCCUGCACCUGGAACUGAAGAGCAAUUCAUGAAAGCUCCCCAACAAAAACUAAUAAACAACAACAAACAAAUGUAGGUGCUGUAAGUGCAAUGUGAUCCACUCGGUGAUAAGAAACAUCACUGGAUUGGUAACAGAACUGUAGAAAAAGAAACCAGAAACCAGAAACCGGAAUCUGCUGAACAGGCUCUUUAAUGUUCAGAAGACACACCUCUUGAGUAAAAAUUACCCAUUCAGAAUGUGAGACAGCAACAUGAUCCUCAUAGCAAGGAGAGAGUUGUGUAUUGUGUAAAUGUCCACACAAUAAUGAAGAUUUCAAGUGCAAGCACUGUUUUUAUAUGCUUUGAUUUUAACAAUGAAUGGUAUUGAACCACUUAAAAUGGAUAAGUUAAUGAGAAUGAAAACUAAAGCAUGAAUGUUUGUGAUAUGUUCAAAGUAUUGCUUUGAUUUAUACUGAAAUUUAUGUACCAUAUUUUAUAAGAGUAGUAGAAAAUAAAAAAAAUGUUUUGCACCAUCGAAAGAUGUAAUGUAAAAACAAAUAUCCACUCUUAAUUACAAAAUGUUAUCACUGCUGGUCAGGUUAAGAAUUGACUACAAAUUAUUAAGAAAAAUAAAGUAAUUUAUUUGAA
Molecule: messenger RNA, 3237 nt
Organism: Acipenser ruthenus (sterlet)
Lineage: Eukaryota; Metazoa; Chordata; Actinopteri; Acipenseriformes; Acipenseridae
Gene: susd4
Product: sushi domain containing 4
Exons: 9
Coding region: 209-1666 (485 amino acids)
Biological process (GO): negative regulation of complement activation, classical pathway; negative regulation of complement activation, alternative pathway
Source: RefSeq, a predicted model, not a curated record